UGCCGAUUGCGGUUAAGCGAGAGCCUCGAACCAAAAGUCAUAAAUAAAAGUAAAAUAGAAAAUACCAACAAAGAAGUUAAACAGUUGAAAGCCGAAUAGGCGGUGAGCAGUCAAGUGUGGUGAGUAUUUUUUAAGAGGGUAACAAAAGGUAGUUUACUCACAAAGAAAAGGAAAGACCUCGUAUUGAGCAGUAAAAAGUGAGAAUAAACAACCAACCAAUCAACAACAACAAAAGCAUAAUCAGGUACCUAGCUACUAAUUAAACGCAGCUGAGUUGUUGCUCAGCAAAAUGUAUGGCAAUCGCAGCAUUGCGGCCAACGCCAACGUCAACUGCGCUGUCAACGCCAAUAAAGCCGGUCCAACUUUACGUUGUGGUGGAGUUGAACCAACAAAUGCCGGCUACAACAAACCCACGGCGAUCGGCUCCGUAACAACAACAAUGACCACCACACCAAUGCCAAUGAGAGUAACGGCAGCACCAACACCACUAGCAAUGAGAGAUGGAGCGACGUCGAUGGGAGCAAAUAAUAUGACAAUGACGAGAAAUGCGGUUGGAGAAAAGUUGGAAAAGCAAAAUACAACAACAACAAAAGUGUCGCCUACGAGUGGAGCGGCUGCGACAGCAACAGCGGCAAAGUCAGUAAAUGCAUACGUUAGCAGAAAUAAAAAUUCAGUAGAAGGUGGACCGCGUGCGCAUACGGAUGUAACGGAUUACGAGUUGUUAAGCAGACAACAAACAAAGCAACAGCAGCAGCAACAAGAACAAAAGCAAACAGUGCGUCAAUUGCAAUUGACAACAAAUCCACAGGAACAACAACGAAACUUAUUAAAUUUGCAAGUAAAUAAUAAUAGUGCGACAAAAACCAAAGCAACGGCCGCAACAGUUGCUCGUAGCAAUAAUAAUUUCGGUCAAACCUCAUCGGCGACGAUUUAUCUAAAUCAGAAAAACAACAACAACAACGUAAACGUGAACGUGAACGCGAGUGGUAACGCAAAUUACGCGCGACAGCCGCAGCAAACGCAAAAUAAUUACGAGUCGAGCGCGAGUGCUAACGCCUACGCUGAACAAGAUCGCUACAACAACAAUUAUAGCACAAACAACACAAAUCAGCAGGCCGACAGUGGAGAAGGAUACUACGGUUCAUCACUGUCUAGUUAUCCGCAACAACAACAACAAGUACUCGGCUACAGCACCAACAAUAACAACGCCGAAUACUAUCAACAGCCAUCCGAUUAUUACCAACACCAAGAACCGUACGACGAGAACUUCGACGAAGACAUGGAAGCCGAACGUGAUCUCGCCGAAGAUGCGCAAUGGAAGAAGAUCCAACAGAACACUUUCACACGGUGGGCCAACGAGCAUCUCAAGACCAUCGACCGCAGCAUCAGCAACUUGGAAACCGAUCUGUCCGAUGGCUUACGCUUGAUUGCGCUGAUUGAGGUGCUAUCGCAGAAACGUUUGCCCAAACACAAUAAGCGACCUACAUUCCGCAGUCAGAAAUUGGAAAAUGUUUCAGUGGCGUUGCAAUUCCUCGAACAGGAGCACAUUAAGAUCGUCAAUAUUGAUUCUUCGGACAUUGUCGAUUGUAAACUCAAGCUGAUUCUCGGUCUAAUAUGGACGCUCAUUUUGCACUACUCCAUCUCUAUGCCCCAGUGGGAUGGCGAAGAUGAAAGUCAAGUUAAUGGCUCUGGACCAACACCCAAGCAAAGGCUGCUCAAUUGGAUCCACACCAGAAUACCUGAUAUGCCCAUCAACAAUUUCACCAAUGACUGGACUACCGGUAAGGCAGUGGGUGCUUUGGUAGAUGCCUGCGCGCCUGGUCUUUGCCCCGAUUGGGAUAUGUGGGAUCCCAAAGAUGCUGUACAGAAUGCCUCCGAAGCAAUGGGUCUCGCCGAUGACUGGUUGAAUGUGCGUCAGCUGAUCAAGCCCGAAGAGUUGGUGAAUCCCAACGUUGAUGAACAGUCGAUGAUGACCUACUUGUCGCAAUAUCCAAAUGCCAAACUGAAACAAGGUGCACCACUGCGCCCCAAGACGAAUCCAAAUAGCAUUCCUCCACCGCGAGUGCGUGCUUAUGGUCCUGGUAUUGAACCAAUUGGUCCUGUUGUGGGUGCACCAGCCAACUUCACUGUCGAGACUUUCUCCGCCGGCAAAGGCGCUGUGGAUGUGGAGGUAAUUUCACCCACAGGUCAAAUCGAAAAGGCGGAUGUUCGCUUCAACAACGACAAGAACUUGACCUACUCCAUAUCGUAUAUCCCCAAAGCUGAGGGCGAUUACAAAGUUGUUGUUAAGUUCUCUGGGCGCGACAUACCGAAGAGUCCGUUCCCCGUUAAGGUCGAAGGUCAUGCCGGUGACGCCUCGAAGGUUAAAGUGACUGGCCCAGGUAUACAACCUGCUGGUAUUACCAUCACUAAACCCACUUUCUUCGAUAUACACACCAAGGAUGCUGGUCGCGGUGUGCCCGAGGUGAUCAUCAUUGAUCCAGCCAACCACAAAACAUCUGUGGCCGCUAAAGUGCGUCAAUUGGAGAACGACGUGUGGCGUUGUGAAUAUGUCGCAUCGACGCAAGGUCUACAUUCGGUGAAUGUAUUCUAUGCCGGCAAUCCCAUACCCAAUAGCCCCUUCCCGGUGAAGGUGGCACCUUUGUCUGACGCGCGUAAGGUGCGCGCUUCAGGUCGCGGCUUGCAGGCGAAUGGCGUGCGUGUGGGCGAUGAUGCCGACUUUAAGAUCUACACAGAGGGCGCAGGCGAAGGCAUACCCGAAGUGCGCGUUAUUGGCCCUGGUGGCACUAAUCAAUUAUUGGCCUUGAUGAAAAUCGAUGGCACUACCUACGAGACUCAUUACUACCCCACUAAGGAGGGUCGUUAUGUGGUCAUGGUCACUUUUGGUGGACAAGAGGUGCCCAAAUCGCCGUUCGAGAUUAAGGUUGGACCCAAGAAGGAGUCUUCAAUUGUUGCUUAUGGUCCAGGUUUGACUGGCGGUAUUAUUGGCUACCCCGCAGCUUUCGUUGUGGAAACGAAUGGCGAGACUGGCGCAUUAGGCUUCACUGUUGCGGGUCCAUCACAAGCCGAGAUCGAGUGUCAUGACAACGGUGAUGGCUCCGCAUUGGUCAAAUAUCAUCCCACUGCUGUGGGUGAAUAUGCAGUGCAUAUUUUGUGCGAUAAUGAAGAUAUACCCAAGUCACCAUUCAUCGCGCAGAUUCUGCCGCGUACGGACUUCCAUCCAGAGCUGGUUAAGACCUUUGGCCCUGGACUGGAGAAGAAUGGCGUAAUAAUUGGCAAGCCGCAAACAUUUACGGUGGACACCAGCAAGGCAGGCUCAGCACCUUUGGAAGUUGUGGUCGAAGAUGUGUACGGUAAGAAGGUACCAGUAGAUAUCAAGAAUAAUGCCGAUGGCACAAAGACUUGCACAUAUACGCCAACUACAGGCGUACCACACACUGUGGAAGUUAAUUACGGCAGCGUGGCCACACCCAACGCGCCCUAUCGUGUCUAUGUGGGCGUGCCAAUCGAUGCCAACAAAGUGCAGGCAUUCGGUCCCUGGCUACAGCCUGGCGUACGCCCCAAUGCACCUACUCAUUUCAAUGUAGAUGCACGCGACGCUGGCGACGCAGAGCUCAAGGUGAAGAUCGUGCACGAGGAGACUAAAGUGGAAGUGCCAUGCCGCAUCAUCGACAAUGACGACAAUACCUACACAGUGGAGGUGAUUCCACCUACCAAGGGUGCCUACACCACCACCAUGACUUAUGGCGGACAACCGGUGCCACUCGGCCAGAAGGUGCUGGUAGAACAAUCUUUGGAUGUAUCCAAAAUCAAGGUCGAUGGGCUCGAACCAACUGCACCAUUGAAUAGCCUCCAGCAAUUUCGCAUCAUUACACGUGGCCUGCCAAAGGCGGAUCUCGCAGUUACCAUUACCAGUCCAUCGGGAAAUCGCGUGCGCGCGCACGUCAUACCUACAGCUGAAGGCUUCCUGGUGAAUUUCACACCCACGCAAUUGGGCGAGUAUUUGUUGAGCAUAUGUUUCGGUGGCACACCGAUUGCGCCACGGCCAUUCCGUUUACAGUGUCUCAGUGGCAGCGACUCGAAUAAAGUGCGCGCCUUCGGGCCUGGACUGGAGCGCGGGCUAGUGGCGCAACCGGCGGAAUUUAUAAUCGAUACACGUGGCGCUGGUCAAGGUGGUUUGGGCGUGACCGUGGAGGGGCCCUGCGAAGCGGCCAUCAACUGUCGGGACAAUGGCGACGGCACGUGCAAUGUGGCUUACCUGCCCACCGAAGCGGGCGACUACACAGUGAACAUCACCUUCAACGAACGUCACAUUAACGGUUCACCAUUCCAGCCGGUCAUAAUGCCACUGCCUAACCUGAAAAAUACGCGCGUUAGUGGCAUAGGCAUACAGCCACAUGGCGUCAUCAUGAAUGCUCCCACGGACUUUAUGGUGGACAUGAGCAAAGUUGGCAGCAACAUCGACUCGACUAAGCUCUCGUGUGCCAUCUUUGAUCCCAUGGGCAAGGCGCUGCCAAGUAAAAUUGUUUCCGGUCCAUCCGACGAUAUCUUCCGCAUCGCCUAUACCCCAUUCGAGGCUGGACGUCACACCAUUGAGCUGCUCUAUGACAACAUUCCCGUGCCGGGUUCGCCGUUUGUGGUGAAUGUGAAGAGCGGCUGCGAUCCCGCGCGCUGUAAAGCAUACGGUCCUGGCCUGGAGAAGGGUCUGACCAAUCAGCAAAACAAAUUCACCGUGGAGACACGCGGCGCCGGCAAUGGUGGCCUAUCGCUGGCCAUUGAGGGGCCAUCCGAAGCAAAAAUGACAUGCACGGACAAUCGCGAUGGCAGCUGUGAUGUCGAGUAUUUGGCUACUGAUCCCGGUGAGUACGACAUCACCAUACGUUUUGCAGACAAGCACAUACCCGGCUCGCCAUUCCGUGUGCUGGUCGAAGAGACAGUUGAUCCCAGCAAGGUGAAAGUGUACGGACCGGGCAUUGAGCAUGGUGAAGUGCGCGAGAGUGUGCCGACCUACUUCAAUGUGGAUGUGGGCGAGGCUGGUCCCGGACGCAUAGCAGUGAAAUUGACAAACUCCGAAGGUGUGCCGGUGGACAAUCUGCGUGUUGAGGACAAGGGCAACGGCAUCUAUGCGGUGCACUAUGUGCCGCCCAAACAGGGCUCAGUGCUGACGUGCCAAGUGAAAUUCGCCGACGAAGAAGUGCCAUGCAGUCCAUUCAUAAUGACCGUCUUCCCCAAAUCGGAGGCAACUAAAGUGAAGGUUAAGGGUGUUAACGAGAAAAAGAAGACACCCGCAUCGCUGCCAGCCGAAUUUGAGAUCGAUACCAAAACGGCUGGUCAAGAUGACAUCAACAUCGCCAUUAAGAAUCCGAAGGGCAAACAAUUGGCACCGCGCAUGGAGGAGGUCGGCAGCGGCACAUACGUGGUUUCGUUCGUGCCCGAUGAGUGUGGCACCUAUCACGUGAGCAUUAAAUAUGGCGAUAAAGACAUAGAGGGCUCGCCAUUCAAACUCGAAGCAUUCCCAACGGGUGAGGCGAAAAAAUGCAAGCUAGUCGAAGAGGCGCCGAAAGUUCAAGCAUCGGGCAGCAAAAGCCAUCUGACUGUGGAUGCGCGCGAUGCGGGCGAUGGCGCGGUUACAUGCAAGAUUACCGACCACAAAUCCGGACGCGAAAUCGUCGAUAUUGAUGUGCUCGAGAAGGAUGGCUUCUUCGACAUUUUCUACGCGCUCAAAGACCCAGGCGAUUACGAUAUUAAUGUGAAAUUCGGCGGCAAGGACAUACCCAAUGGUAGCUUCGCCAUAAAGGCUGUUGAAAGCAUCGAGGAGGAGUUUAGCCAUAGCGAAUAUAUCGAAGAGCAUACGAAGAUUGUAAGCAAGACAACUGAAUCGAUUGCCAGCGAACGAACUUAUAGAGCAGUCGCUUUUGAGAAACUCCCAUUACCAACUACCGGCGGAAACGUUGUAGCUGAGGUCAAAAUGCCAAGCGGAAAAGUUGACAAGCCUGUUAUCCAGGACAAUCGCGAUGGUACGGUGUCAAUCAAAUAUGAGCCUAAGGAGGAGGGCACACACGAGCUGGUCGUAAAAUACAACGGCGAGCCAGUACAAGGUUCACCUUUCAAAUUCCACGUUGAUUCCAUCACAUCCGGUUAUGUGACUGCCUAUGGACCAGGCCUGACUCAUGGUGUUACUGGUGAGCCAUGUAAUUUUACCAUUUCAACCAAGGGCGCCAGCGCUGGUGGUCUCACCAUGGCCGUGGAGGGACCCAGCAAGGCUGAUAUCAAUUACCAUGACAACAAAGAUGGCACAGUGUCGGUGCAAUACCUACCCACUGCCCCUGGUGAAUAUCAAAUCUCGGUACGCUUCGGUGACAAACAUAUAAAGGGUUCGCCAUAUUUCGCCAAAAUCACUGGCGAGGGUCGCAAACGUAAUCAAAUUUCGGUUGGUUCCUGUUCGGAAGUCACCAUGCCCGGUGAAAUUACCGACGAUGAUCUGCGCGCCUUGAAUGCGUCCAUUCAGGCGCCCAGUGGCUUGGAGGAGCCCUGCUUCCUCAAGCGUAUGCCAACUGGCAACAUUGGCAUCUCAUUUACGCCACGUGAAAUUGGCGUUCAUAUGGUGUCGGUCAAACGUAUGGGCACACACAUUGCCAACUCGCCAUUCAAGGUUGACGUUUGUGAGCGUGAAGUGGGUGACGCAAAGAAGGUUAAGGUAUCCGGUAACGGUUUGACGGAAGGCAAAACCCACGCCGACAACGUUUUCUCUGUGGACACACGCAAUGCCGGAUAUGGUGGUCUGUCCGUAUCGAUUGAGGGUCCCAGCAAAGCAGAGAUCCAAUGCACUGACAAAGAUGAUGGCACAUUAAAUAUUUCGUACAAGCCCACAGAGCCAGGCUACUACAUUGUGAAUUUGAAAUUCGCCGAUCAUCACGUUGAGGGCUCACCAUUUACCGUUAAAGUCACUGGUGAGGGCAGCAAUCGCAAGCGUGAAAAGAUUCAACGUGAACGCGACGCUGUACCCGUUACUGAAAUUGGCAGCAAGUGCAAGUUGACCUUCAAAAUGCCUGGCAUCACUUCGUUCGAUCUAAUGGCCUGUGUAACAUCACCCAGCAAUGUGACUGAGGACGCAGAAAUACAAGAAGUCGAAGAUGGACUCUAUUCGGUGCAUUUCGUACCGAAAGAAUUAGGCGUACACACCGUUUCAGUGCGCUACAAGGACAUGCACAUCCCCGGCUCCCCCUUCCAGUUCACAGUGGGCCCAUUGCGCGAUUUUGGUAGCCACUUGGUAAAGGCCGGUGGUUCGGGCUUAGAGCGUGGUAUUGUCGGUGAGGCAGCCGAGUUUAAUGUAUGGACACGCGAGGCGGGCGGUGGUUCACUGGCUAUCUCUGUGGAGGGUCCCAGCAAGGCUGAAAUCGACUUCAAAGACCGAAAGGACGGUUCAUGCGAUGUCUCGUACAAGGUCAGCGAACCUGGCGAAUAUCGUGUGGGUUUGAAAUUUAACGAUCGCCACAUACCCGACUCACCAUUUAAGGUGUACAUCUCGCCAGACGCUGGUGAUGCUCAUAAACUAGAAGUGCAACAGUUCCCGCAAGGAAACAUCCAAGCCGAUGCACCCUACCAAUUUAUGGUGCGCAAAAAUGGCGCCAAGGGUACACUCGACGCCAAAAUCGUUGCACCAUCCGGCACCGACGAUGAUUGCUUCAUCCAAAGCAUCGACAGCGAAAUGUAUUCGGUACGCUUCUAUCCACGGGAGAAUGGCAUUCAUGCCAUUCAUGUAAAAUUCAACGGCGUACAUAUACCCGAAUCACCAUUCAGAAUUAAGGUCGGCAAAGAUGUAGCCGAUCCAGCUGCUGUGCAUGCCACCGGCUCCGGUUUGGAUGAAGUGAAGACUGGUCACAAAGCCGACUUCAUAAUUAACACCUGCAACGCAGGUGUCGGCACGCUCGCUGUCUCUAUUGACGGCCCCUCCAAAGUGGCCAUGGAUUGCACGGAAGUAGAGGAGGGAUACAAAGUACGCUACACACCCUUGCUGCCGGGCGACCACUACAUUUCGGUCAAAUACAAUAACAUGCACAUUGUCGGUUCACCAUUCAAAGUGAACUGCGUCGGUGACAAACUGGCAGAUGAGGGCGCCCAGGAAACAUCUACAGUGAUCGUUGAGACAGUGCAGAAGCUGGCCAAGGGUGGCAAAAAUACUGGCGUGCAUAUGCCCACAUUCAAGUCAGACGCCUCCAAAAUCACAUCCAAGGGCAUGGGCUUGAAGAAAGCGUACAUGGGCAAGCAAAAUAACUUUACCGUGAACGCCACAGAGGCCGGCAACAAUAUGCUCUUCGUGGGCAUGUACGGGCCUAAAGGUCCAUGCGAGGAGUUCAACGUAAAACAUACCGGCCGCAAUAAUUUCAACGUGAACUAUAUGGUGCGCGAUCGUGGACAAUAUAUAUUAAUAGUCAAAUGGGGUGAAGAACAUAUUCCCGGCUCCCCAUUCCAAAUCGAUGUCUAGGCUAGAAGCAACGUAAAGAAAGUGCCUUAUGAACGGUGCAAUUGUUUGUUUGUAAUAGAGACGAGAUGCAGACGCACAAGAAAAAAGAAAAACAAAAUACCUUGCAGUGCUAGCGCGAAUAUAGUAGUAAAGUAUAAACGGAUAUUCAUAUACACACAUACAUACAUGCAUAUAGUGAAACUCAUUAUCAGCCGCUGAUAAACCGGAAUGGGUUAGUUAAAGGAAGUUUGUAUCGCAAAAUCAAAUUUCAAAAAGUAUUUCAAUAUUUUUUGUACUUUCAUCGCGUUUUUUAUCGCAGUUAUUAUAUUUUUUUUAACGCAUACAUAUGUAUUUGUUAAGUUAAUCGAAUAUGUGGAAACUGAAUGUAAAUAAAAUUUGGACAAAUCAAAAUUUAUAUGAAUUAUCCUAUACAAAAAUUGCCAUUUUUGGAUAGAAAAAAAAAUCAAUUGUUGUACCCAAAAAUGUUUGCUGUCAUCAAUUGUGCCCUUGCUGCUUUGUGAAUUUUAAAGUAAUCAUUACACAUUUUACGUAUGUCCAAUUUAAAUGCUUAUUUAUAAUGAGAAUAAUUGUUUUUAAGAUAUUGAUUUACAUAAAUGUUCGAGCUGAAGAAAUACUUUUUAUUAUCCAUUUAAUAAUAUUAUAUUAUUAUGUACAUGUUGUUUUUUUAUUUUAUUUUCAACAAACGGUUAAAAUUAAUGGAAAAUUAAACUUGCAAAUUAUAAUAAAAACUAAACAUUUGA
Messenger RNA from Anastrepha ludens (Mexican fruit fly), 9225 nucleotides. It is a transcript of the gene cher, whose product is annotated as filamin-A. Gene Ontology annotation, molecular function: actin filament binding. Bases 290 to 8485 code for a protein of 2731 amino acids. Gene Ontology annotation, biological process: actin cytoskeleton organization. The record is from RefSeq and is a predicted model, not a curated record. The transcript is spliced from 19 exons. Lineage: Eukaryota; Metazoa; Arthropoda; Insecta; Diptera; Tephritidae.